AUGGCUAGUAGAAGUGCGCUUUCAAUAAGUGAAAAAAAAAGUGUCCUAGCCGAUUAUGACAAGCUUCCCGAGAAGACGAAUCAGAGAUUAGCAGCACAACAAUUGGGCAUUCCGCAGUCAACAUUAAAUAAGUUACUGAAAUCCCGUAACGAAAUAAGUUACUGCACUGAAUCUCAAAAUAGAAAACGUAAACGUGAGAGCAAAAGUAAGGCAACCGAUGAAGCUCUUUUCAUGUGGUUUAAGCAAGCUAGCGCUAUGAAUGCUCCUAUAAAUCGCAGCAUAUUAAUGACAAAAGCCAAUGACUUGGCCAAAAAAAUGGGAGAAAUUAAUUUUAAUGCAACUGAUGGUUGGUUGACUAGGUGGAAAGAUCGCCACGAUAUUGUUUACAAAAAACUUCAUGGAGAAAAACAAGACGCAGAUGCGAGUGGUGCUGAUUCUUGGAUUAAAACAACGUGGCCAACUGUUUUGAAUAAAUACGGUCCGGAAAACAUCUUUAAUUUAGAUGAAACAGGGCUGUACUAUAGAGCAACACCUGACUAUUGCAUGGUUUUAAAAAAUGCACCGGCCUCUGCAGGGAAAAAGAAUAAAGCGAGAAUCACUGUGGCUUUAACGUGCAAUAUGACGGGUGUCAAGAACUUACCUGUUGACUACUUCAGCAAUAUAAAUGCUUGGAUGACAUCUUUUAUUUUUGAAAGUUAUUUGAGAAAAUGGGAUUCAACAUUUGAUCACAAAAUCGCUCUAAUUUUGGACAAUUGUACAGCGCAUCCCAACUUUUCUUUAAAGAACAUUGAACUGGUAUUUCUUCCUCCCAAUACAACGUCUUUAAUUCAGCCCCUUGAUCAGGGUAUCAUCAAAGCUUUUAAGACUUUUUACAGGUCCGAUAUGAGAAGGCAAAUUAUUGACGCAAUCGAUGACGGACAAGGGAAUGGUAACGACAUAGCUAAGGACAUGACAGUGCUACAGGCAAUUCACAUGUCACACAAUGCUUGGAUGAAAGUUACAACUUCAUGUAUAGUGAACUGCUUUAAAAAGUCUGGUAUGGUUCCCAUAACCACGAAUGAAGCCCUUGAACUCGAUUUACCCGAUGUACCAGUAGAUAUUUCAGGACUCCAGAUAGACAAAGAAACCUUCAAUGAGUGGCUGGAUGUAGAUAAGGACUUACCAGUUUUUCAAGUGAUGAAUGAUGACGAAAUAGCUGCUGAAAUAGUUUCACAUAAGGAACAGGGAAAUGAUGUUGAAGUGCAUGAUGAAGACGAAGUUGAAUAUGCAGAGGACCGAGUACCAGUAACCAGGAGUGAAGUAUUCAAUGCAAUUAAUACACUGAGAAGAGCUAUUGAAGAGCAUGACAUAGGCACAAAUUACUUUGAUACGUUGAACAACUUAGAGCACAUUAUGAUGGUUUCCAUACCAAAAAAACAGGGGCAAAUUACCGACUUUUUUAAAAGAACCUAA
Rhopalosiphum padi (bird cherry-oat aphid) is the source of this 1452-nucleotide messenger RNA. Its product is annotated as tigger transposable element-derived protein 4-like. The coding region runs from base 1 to 1452 and encodes 483 amino acids. Gene Ontology annotation, cellular component: nucleus. Lineage: Eukaryota; Metazoa; Arthropoda; Insecta; Hemiptera; Aphididae. The record is from RefSeq and is a predicted model, not a curated record. Gene Ontology annotation, molecular function: DNA binding. The transcript has 2 exons.